GAUGAAGUAGAUUGCCGCCGAAAAAGUAGGAGUCUUGAGUGAUUACCGCGUGUGUAAAAACUGUGUUUAUUAUUAUCCCUUUCUACUUCAAUUUAUGGCGAAGUGCGUAGUUGCCCGGAUACAAUUUUGUUAGAUCUAGUUCACUCGAGCAUAAUCUGCAGUUUAUGUACAUCGCGAAUUGGUGUUACGUAAAUAGUGUUGUGAAAGUAGAGACAGCAUCACCCCGGGGAAGAUGGUGGGGUCGCGUGUUUAUGUCGGUGGACUGCCUUUCGGCGUCCGAGACCGUGAUCUGGAGAAGUUCUUUAAAGGCUUUGGCAGAAUCAGAGAUAUCCUCAUCAAGAACGGUUACGGCUUUGUGGAAUUUGAAGACUACAGAGACGCAGACGAUGCAGUGUAUGAGUUAAAUGGCAAAGAGUUGCUAGGCGAAAGGGUGGUGGUGGAGCCGGCGCGAGGCAUCGACCGCAGCGCGGACCGGUACAGACGCGAACGCUACACCGAACGCGACCGCGGCCGCUCGCGAUACGAAUACGGGCCGCCGACGCGCACGGAGUACCGGCUAAUCGUCGAAAAUCUGUCUAGCCGCAUUAGCUGGCAGGACUUGAAGGAUUGUAUGCGUCAAGCUGGUGAAGUCACCUACGCUGACGCUCACAAACAACACAGAAAUGAAGGCGUGGUUGAAUUCGCCACCCAUUCUGACAUGCGCGCAGCUAUUGAGAAGCUAGAUGGUACAGAGUUGAACGGUCGUCGUAUACGCCUGGUGGAAGAUCGUCGCUCGUCGCGGCGUCGCACUCGAUCGUCGUCCAGUCGCUCGCGCAGCCGAUCGCGCGAUCGCCGUCGCAGCCGGUCCAGCAGAUCCCGUUCCAAGUCCCGCCCGAAGAGCAAGAGCCCUGCGGCUAAGUCGCGAUCCCGGUCUCGAUCCAAAGACCGCAGCCGGUCCAAGUCUCGAUCGCGCUCCGCCUCCCGUAGGUCGGAGCGCCGCUCCGCUUCCCGCCGCUCCGCUUCGCCCGUGGAGGACCGCAACGGACACCGCUCCGCUUCCAGGUCUAAAUCGCGCUCGCCGAAAGACGGCUCACGAGAGACGGCAACCAAGAGGGACAGAUCCCGUUCCCGCAGCAAGGAGGCGUCCCCCAAGCGUGAGGAGGAGCGCCGCGCCGCAAGCAAGUCCCGCUCCCGCUCACGUUCCCGCUCCCGCGACCGCUCCGCUUCCCGCGACCGAUCUGCUUCCCGCUCCCGCUCUCGCUCCGGAUCCCCGCGACAAAACGGAGACGGCAAAGACCGCGCGAGCACAGACCGCUCCCCGCGUAGCGGAGACUAAAGUUAAAAUUACACUUUUAAGACAUUUAGGCUAGGAUAGGACUUUGAUUUUAUGAACUUGACUUCUUCUUUUGUUUCGUGGACCUAAACGGCUUAUAGAGCGUUUCAACCAUGAAGAGGCGUCCCACCAUUCUUCCGCUAAUGUUUGAGUGUUAUCGGUACACGCUAAAUUAUCCAUAAGUGCACACGCACACUAAAAUAACGACGCUCGGAUUGCUCGGACCAAACUCCACGCACCCCGCGCUUCCCUCGACCAAAAAUUGGUGGGGCGCGUCUUCGUGGAUGAAACGAUCUACAGGGUGUUAGGUAAAUGGGUAUAUGAGUCGACACUAGCCCAUGUUAACAUGGGCAUAUAAAUGGUAUGGUGAAGUCAGAAAAUUGAUAUCAUCAUUAAUUUUUUUUAAAUUUUCAUACAAAAUAGAUUUUAUAAAAUCCGAUUUGUAUGAAAAUUAAAAUAAUUAAAUUUAAGAUAUCAAUUUUCUUUUAGAAAGAGUAGAAUACAUUUGUCACCAACCCCUACUCUUCCCGCGGGUGUCGUAAGAGGCGACUUAGGGACUACACAUCAAACAGAGAAUGGGCAGCAGCGCUCUCUGAAAAACAUCAAUCUUUUAAACUGCGAUCUCCAACCCGCCUGCCAAGCGUGGAGAUUAUGGCAAAACCCUCCACUAUAGUGGAGGAGGCUCAUAGUCCAGCAGUGGACUGUAAAGGGCUGUUGAUGAUGAUUGAUGAUGAUAUCAAUUUUCUGACUUCACCAUACCAUUUAUAUGCCCAUGUUAACAUGGGCUAGUGUCGGCUCAUAUAUCCAUUUACCAAACACCCUGUAUAGCCACUUUCAUUUCUCUUGUUCUUGGAUGACCGCUACGAUUCUUGAUCUCUUAGAUAUCUAAAUAAGCUCAUCCUGCAAUACUAGGUCUACGCUUUGUAGGUACGCGUUUAUUUGAUUGAAGUCACGAUUGUAAUAUAAGAUUUUUAAACGCACCGUUUUUUGGCAUCGGUCACGAGUAAUUUGUGUCGUCUUUACUAUUCACAGUAAUAUAGUUCGUAAACGUCGUGUAAGUGCGCUGAUUAACGAGUUAAGAUUUUAUUUUUAUAGUCUCUAAUUUAAAGUGACAGGGAACUUGUAAUGAUAACAUUGGUAACAUGGACUAAUUUUAAGAUCAAUAUAGUUUACCAUUCAAAUGCAUUUUUGUAAUAUUAUUGCAAUGGCAUACCAUUCACUCAUUUUGGUUGACUGCUGAUAUUUGACGACUAAAACAAAUUAAAGUACAUUUUACACUACCCAUGGUAUUAGGGUAUAAUUUGUGAAUUAAUUUCCUUUGAGAUAGGUAAGGUUAUAUGGUAUUUGUAAAUACUGAUUUUUGUUACUAAUAACCAAAUAAAUAAGUUAUAGGUACAA
This is a messenger RNA of Ostrinia nubilalis (European corn borer), 2710 nucleotides long. RefSeq names its product serine-arginine protein 55-like (gene B52). Gene Ontology annotation, cellular component: nucleus; cytoplasm. Gene Ontology annotation, molecular function: mRNA binding. The coding region runs from base 233 to 1315 and encodes 360 amino acids. The record is from RefSeq and is a predicted model, not a curated record. Lineage: Eukaryota; Metazoa; Arthropoda; Insecta; Lepidoptera; Crambidae. The transcript has 11 exons.